This is a messenger RNA of Pristis pectinata (smalltooth sawfish), 4645 nucleotides long. It is a transcript of the gene prkar2aa, whose product is annotated as protein kinase, cAMP-dependent, regulatory, type II, alpha A. The transcript has 9 exons. Gene Ontology annotation, molecular function: O-acyl-L-carnitine transmembrane transporter activity; cAMP-dependent protein kinase regulator activity. Lineage: Eukaryota; Metazoa; Chordata; Chondrichthyes; Rhinopristiformes; Pristidae. The coding region runs from base 103 to 1026 and encodes 307 amino acids. The record is from RefSeq and is a predicted model, not a curated record. Gene Ontology annotation, cellular component: cAMP-dependent protein kinase complex; mitochondrial envelope. Gene Ontology annotation, biological process: regulation of protein phosphorylation; carnitine transmembrane transport; mitochondrial transport.
UCGGUGGACGUGGCUGGUGUCGCAGCAAACGGUGUCCGCCGUGUUGGAUGUAGGCCCGGUCCGGCGUCGGGUUCUGCCGCCUCCCGUCUCUCAGGCCGCAGAAUGUCGGUGGAGGAGAAGCGCGGGCCCCGGCCGCCCACCGUCAACCCCGUCAAAAACUUCUUCGCUGGUGGUUUCGGCGGGGUGUGCCUGGUGUUCGCCGGACACCCGCUGGACACCAUCAAAGUGCGGUUACAGACGCAGCCGAAGCCCCUACCUGGCCAACCUCCCAAAUUCAAAGGGACCUUUGACUGCUUCCGCAAGACCCUGGUGAGAGAGGGUGUGAGAGGGUUGUACAAGGGAAUGGCUGCCCCGAUUAUUGGUGUUACUCCAAUGUUUGCUGUCUGCUUCUUUGGCUUUGGCUUGGGCAAGAAACUGCAGCAGAAACAUCCCAACGACAUCCUCACAUAUCCACAGCUGUUUGCUGCAGGGAUGCUCUCUGGGGUUUUUACCACUGCUAUCAUGGCACCAGGAGAAAGAAUCAAGUGUCUUCUGCAGAUUCAAGCGACAACUGGAGAGACCAAGUAUGCUGGCCCAAUGGAUUGUGCAAAACAGAUCUACAGGACAUUGGGCAUUCGGGGCAUCUACAAGGGGACUGCUCUCACCCUCAUGAGAGAUGUCCCUGCAAGUGGAAUGUACUUCAUGACAUACGAGUGGCUGAAGCAUUCACUUACUCCUGAGGGACAGAGUGUGACUGAUCUCAGUGUUCCCCGAAUUCUGUUCGCUGGUGGAAUGGCUGGAAUCUUCAACUGGGCAGUUGCAAUUCCUCCAGAUGUACUGAAGUCCAGAUUUCAGACAGCUCCUGAAGGGCAGUAUCCCAAUGGAUUCCGAGAUGUUCUCCGAGAGCUGAUUAGGGAAGAAGGCAUUGGCUCCUUGUACAAAGGCUUCACAGCCGUUAUGAUUCGAGCUUUCCCUGCUAAUGCGGCCUGUUUCCUUGGCUUUGAGGUUGCCAUGAAGUUUCUCGACUGGCUUGUACCUGGUGUGUGAAAGGGAGCAAAAAUGUAUCGUUGUUGGAAUUCUGAAGUAGCAAACCAGAAAGGUGUGACCAAUCUUCAACAAGUUCAAUCAGGAAUGCGAUUUUAUCAUCUGAUAGUUAAAAUUAAAAUUUUAUAAUUUUCUCAAGGAAUAUACUUUAUAUAUGAAACGUAUACACUUGCCUUAACAAUGUUCAGCAGGUGACUGGGUUCCAAGUAAAGCCCUGGCAUCUAGCUGGUUUUGAGCCAUAACUUCUAAACAACACAUGAUACACCUGCAUGGAGGUAUUAUGAUCUCGCCACAUCAGGCAGGUGGAAAAGUGGUUCUUGGUCAUAAAUCUCAUUGCCCAGGACUUUAUUUGCACUGAUACCUAUUGUCAUUGUUAAACCUGCUUUGGGAAAUGCUGGAUGCACACUAUCAGAAAGGAAAAGUUGAUUGAUAUUUUGUCCAUUGCCAUUCAUUAACUAAAUUGUUUUGAAUGUAACUUUAGGCAUGAUGUUGACCAGGGUUUCCUUUAACAUGAUCGACCUUGCAUACAGGUUUUAGACUUCAAGGAACAUUUACAGAUUUGCACUAUGGGCAAUGCUCUGCAGCUGCACUGUUGGGUCUGAGAGGAGAGAUGGGCUUCAUCUUCUCAAGAUUCUUAAGUGAGAAUUAUUCCCAGUCUCCUGUACUACAGUUUGUUUGAGCGUAAGGAUCUGCGCUAAGUAGUCCUUCAUCAAUCUGGAACUGAACGGACCAGCCCGCUGUCCCUCAGGAGCAACACCACAGCCUGGCCUUAACAUGAACCUGCAAAUUCUAACCUUAUUGGAACCCACACAUGCAAAUUUUAUUUUAUUGAUUUUUAACUGCCUCCUUGCAUUAGGCUUAACCCUGCUGUUUUUCCAUUAUGGAUUCAAACUUGCCAUUUCCACAGCAGUCAAGGUUUUAAGUAGUAUUGGAUUAUUGCUAGAAUUUCAUGUUGGUUUAUUAAUUUGUUCAUUAUUGUGAUAUCGUCUUGGUGACUAAACAUAACUUCCGCUGAGCAUUAACAUACUUGAGGUUUGAUCUGCAUUGGGUCCAGUUGGCACAGUGGACAAUUGGAGCUUUGGCAGUGGACACUGUUCCCUGAGAUGGUUGGUUAGGUUGGGACUGUGUCGAAUACCACUGAGCCAUUGCCUGUGGAAUCAUGUGAUAUGAAAUUGCAAUUCUGGUUUUGCCACAGGGCACAGGAAGCCCUGUGCUUUCUUACAAACCCAGAAGAGUUGGCGUGUGGCUUCCAUCUACGUGAAUAUGUGCCUUAAGUGCCUGGUAACUACUGCUCAAUGACACUACCAUUUGUGGAGGGAGAUUGAGGAGAUGGGAUGAGAAAGUUGCAAUAAGACAAACUACCCAGUGCCAACACAAAAUGCCUUUCAUAGCUGUGCUGAGCAUGUAGGCUUCUCAAAACUGAGGUGCUGAUAUAUCACCUUCCACAGACAAAUUGGUACUGAAUUAUUGACUUGGUAUCAUUUGUGGACCAUUUCCCCAAGUGGUUCUGUGCUUACCUGAUACCCUCAUGGUCUAUCUAGUCAGAUGAUGAUAAAGGCAGUGAGUCACCAGCAAGCCUGAGAGAUGCAGUGUCCCAUGAUCAGCGAAGCGAAUACUGACCAGAGAUCAAGGAUCUCCACCCAUGGGCAAUGACCAGCUGGGCCGUUGAUCUGGAUUUCUGACCCUUGAGAAGGUCCUAAUUGCCUCUGCAUGAAGCAGGGGGACCGGAGAGCUGGUGGGGGGAUGUCAAGGUGAUUAUGGACAGAGCUAGAAUCAGGCGAACCUGUCCACACUAUUACUUUAUAGAAUUUGCUUUCUUUCUGGGUUAGCUUGUGAUGCUCCACUUCAUAGUUCCAAAAUCACGAUAUGGUGAAUUAAAUUAUGUUUUUAAUCAAAAAGUCGCAUUUUUUUGAGAAGCAUAGACUGUGAAGCACUUGGGGAUUUGCUGUCUGCCCCGAGAUUUAAUUCUCUGUGUUCAAAUGCAUUAGUGAAAUAAUUUGAAACUGAUACUUGAAUGUAAUUUUCAUUGAAUGACUUCAGAACUAUUUCAAUGUUUUAAUCUGUGCCUUUGUUUUAAAUAUUAGUCAUAAUUUGUGAUUAUAUCUAAAGCUGUGUCUCUGCUUUACACAGUGGAAAAUUAAUUAUAUUUUGUGGAUUGCACUUGAAUGACCAAACGAUGAAGGCUCCCUUAUUAUUCAGCAUAGAUCCAGGUGAUUAGCUUUAAUUGAAACUCGGGAUAUAACCACUGGAUGAUAGGAUGAAAGGAAAAAUAAAGAAAUCACUUGGUUUAGCCACUGUUAUUUAAGGCCACCUUCUGAACUGUAAUGAAUCUCUGGGCCAUUAUCUGGAGAUCGUGUUUUCCAUUAUGAACCAAUACUGGUUUCCAUUAGAAAUCAAUGGCCUUGGGAAUGAUCCUUCCUGUGAAGCACGUGACUUGUUUGCAUCGUCUGUUUAAAAGGAAGUGCAUGUUUUAUGUAAUUAACAAGGUAAAAUCAGGGAACCCUUCUGCCUGUGAUUCCGUUACUCCAAGGGGAAAGAUUGAUUCUGAGACACCGUCUCCAUUGUUGUCCAUGCCGAAUCAUUGUCUGGAAUUGUAGCUUUAUUCAGUCAGUUGAGGGGGAAGGAACUGCUUUGGCCCCUCUCCAUUCGCUCCAUAGUUAUGCAUCUACAUCCCCCUCAAAGUCAGGGACCCAGUGACUUAUUCAUUGGUAAUUUUAUUACAAAGUCAGCAACUGUGUGGUCCUUGAAAGUGAGUUGUGUGGUUUUCCCUGCUGGAUACAGAACCUGGUCUCUCUUCUGCUCUCAUCCUGCCAACAUCCUGUAAACUGUGUCCAGCCACCUGUUGGUGAAUAGUGAGAGUGGGCAUGAGCAGAGUCAGGUAGACGUAAAAAGCAUAGGGUUAUACUACAGUGGUCUAAGUACUGAUACCUAGCUUCCACUUUAAUGCUGAAUAUCCCAAUAGGUGACUUAUGCUGCUUAUGAAGAGGGUUCAGAUGUGUUUACAAGCUGGAGCUUAAAAGCACAAAAUUGUCCCAGUUCAAAGUUAGAUUGGCUGGCUAACCCAGGCCCCUACCCAGUGAGCACUGCACAAGUGCCGGCCUUCAAAAUAAAACAUAUUGAAGCCCCUGUCUCUCCUCUUGGAGAGACGCACAAGGUUCCAAGCAGGAGCGUUCAAUCUUCUUGGUGCCCAAGACAAUUUUAUUCCUAUAUUCGUACAACCAAAACAGAUUAGGUGCUGAUGUUUCUGGAAUGCCAGUAUGUUUCUUACAUGACAAAAGUGAAGCACUUACUCUGGGAUAUCCUACAAUUGCAAAAGGUUAUUUUGAGGUGUCAUUUAUUUCAUCUGGUAUCAACUGUAGAUUUACUUGGGUGGUGGUGAGAUUUGCCUAAUUUGUCUAAUGUCUAAUACGCUAUAACUGAAGCAGUGUGACAGUUGUACUAAUGCCCUGUGUAACAUAAUGGUUUAAGUUGCCAAGGCUACCUUUGGAUUACCUCUUGAAAUUAGGCCAGUACAUCCACAGUAUUCUUUUGUACAGAAAUAAAUUACCUCAUCUAUUACUGAAUUAAUAUGCCUCUGUUGUUUAAUAUCCUUUCACACCUCAAUAAAUCUGAUUUCAUUGUA